AUGUUCUUAUUCGUACUGUUUGCACUUCUAUUUGAAGCACGAGGAGAUGGUUUUGUCGAGGAAGUUGCAUGCUCAUCAGAAAGCUUGACCGUGAUACUCAACAGAUCAGAUCCAGACAUUGCACGUUGGAUGAGUGAUCCAAAAGCACAACCUGUGGAAGUUGCAUGCUCAUCAGAAAGCUUGACCGUGAUUCUCAACAGAUCAGAUCCAGACAUUGCGCGUUGGAUGAGUGAUCCAAAAGCACAACCUGUGGUGUACGUUUAUGGUCAUAAAACGCUUGUUCCUUGUGGAACAUCGCUGAAAAACGACAAAGGACAGACGAAUUACAAUCUCUCAAUUCCUUAUGGAAAACACUGCGAUGUUCAUCUGGCGGAUUUGGAACCAAAUUAUCGAACAGCUGAAACGACUAUAGCCCUUGAGGACAACGUCGACACAAGCGCUUCAAAAGUUGUACGCAUCAACCAUGUUUUCUGUCUAUAUACAAGGAGUGUUCAAACAAUAAGAUACAGCGAUGUCUCUACUGCACAUGAAGUUCUAGCAUCUACUGGAGGAAAACCGAAGCCUAAAGUUGAAAUGAUGUUUCGAAGUAUCGACGGGAGACCCUUAAGAACUGCGAAAUUUGGCGACACAGUCGAAUUUUACGUUGCUCUCACGCCAGAUAAGGCAUAUCACGGUAUCUCACCGAAAGAGUGUAUGUUCAGUGAUAGAGAGGACAUGCUUUCCCCAGAUGCUCGGCAUUUGACGUUUGUCCAAAGCAGUUGUCCUGUUGCCGAAAUGUCAGAAAUUAUUGAUCCUCUGGCAAAUGUCAAUGAGGAGGUCUAUUUUUCCAAGUUUAAAACGUUCCGAUUCGGGAACCAAAGCACAGUGUUCGCACAAUGCACUGUGCAGGUAUGUCUCGAUGGCUCAGAAUGCGUUCAGAACUGUUUCAAACGGAUAUCAAACUCCAACUUAACCGCUGAACGUCUUCGAUUUCGUCAUAGACGAUCUCCUAAAUUGCCUUACAGCAAAUCUGAUUUGUACGAGCAGGUUUCUGUUCGCGAAUCGCUGACGAUUCUCGAUGAACUUGAAACAGAGGAAGGUAAAGUACUUUCACAAAUCUACGCUCAACUAUUGCUGAAUUAA
This is a messenger RNA of Strongylus vulgaris, 1122 nucleotides long. The record is from the annotation of a GenBank genome assembly. Lineage: Eukaryota; Metazoa; Nematoda; Chromadorea; Rhabditida; Strongylidae.